Molecule: messenger RNA, 1632 nt
Organism: Cuscuta epithymum
Lineage: Eukaryota; Viridiplantae; Streptophyta; Magnoliopsida; Solanales; Convolvulaceae
Source: the annotation of a GenBank genome assembly
CAACACCAUUAUCACUCUCAAUAACAUGUUCAUUCAUCGCCACAGAUAUAAUGAAUGAACACGAUGACAAUGAGCUUAAAUCUAUUGACGAAUGUCGUCGUAGAAAUGAUUGGCCAAAAUGGAAUGAAGCAAUUCAGGUAGAAUUAAAAUAGCUAGAAAAGCGUAAUGUUUUUGGACCAAUUGUCCAUACGCCAAAAGGCGUAAAACCUGUCGGUUUUAAAUGGGUUUUUGUGCGUAAACGCAACGAGAAAAAUGAAAUCGUUAGAUACAAAGCCCGACUUGUUGCCCAAGGUUUUUCUCAAAUGCCAGGAAUCGAUUAUGAUGAGACGUAUUCUCCAGUAGUUGAUGCUACAACUUUAAGAUUUUUAAUUGGCAUGUCUGUUUUUGAAAGGCUGCAAAUGCGCCUAAUGGAUGUGGUGACCGCAUAUUUAUACGGUUCACUCGAUACAGACAUAUAUAUGAGAAUUCCUGGAGGCUUUAAAAUACCUGAUGCUUAUAGCUCGAAAUCUCGAGAUUUAUUUUCCAUAAAAUUGCAAAAGUCAUUAUAUGGAUUAAAACAAUCUGGACGCAUGUGGUAUAACCGUCUCAGUGAAUAUUAUUAAAGAAGGGUAUAAAAAUGAUCCUAUUAGUCCAUGUGUUUUCAUUCAGCGAUCCGAAUCAGGAUUCGCCAUAAUUGCAGUAUAUGUUGAUGAUUUGAAUAUAAUCGGAACUCCUAAUGAAAUUGAAAAUACUGCAAAAUAUCUCAUGAAAGAAUUUGAAAUGAAAGACCUUGGGAGAACAAAAUUUUGUCCCGGCAUUCAAAUUGAACAUUUGAGAAAUGGUAUUUUCAUCCACCAAUCAAAUUAUACUGAGAAACUUUUGAAGCGAUUUUACAUGGAUAAAGCACAUCCGCUCAAUUCUCCAAUGGUGGUUCGAUCUCUCAAUGUGCAUGAUGAUCCUUUCCGACCUUGUGAAGAUGAUGAAGAAAUCCUUGGUCCCGAAAUACCAUAUUUGAGUGCUGUUGGAGCAUUAAUGUAUUUGGCUAAUAAUACUCGACCAGAUAUUUCUUUUUCUGUAAAUUUAUUAGCCAGGUACAGUUCUUCCCCAACAAGAAGGCAUUGGAAUGGUGUCAAACAUAUAUUCCGAUAUCUCAAUGGUACAAUCGAUCUUGGAUUGUAUUUCAAGAAUGGUGCAAAUGCCACUUUAAUUGGCUACGCGGAUGCAGGAUACUUGUCUGAUCCACAAAAGGCAAAAUCACAAACAGGAUAUUUAUUCACCUAUGGUGAUACCGCUAUAUCAUGGAGAUCAAUGAAGCAAACAUUAACUGCAACAUCAUCAAAUCAUGCAGAAUUAAUUGCUCUUUAUGAAGCAGGUUGUGAGUGUGUCUGGUUGAGAUCAAUGAUCCAGCACAUACAAAAUGAAUGCGGUAUAAAAUCUUUUACUUCUAAUCCUACUGUGAUUUAUGAAGAUAAUACAGCAUGUAUAGCUCAGAUCAAAGGAGGUUACAUCAAAGGGGACAGAACAAAGCAUAUAGCACCAAAACUUUUCUCCACACAUGAUCUUGAGAAUGACGGAACGGUUGAUGUCAAACAAAUCAAGUCAUGCGACAACCCUGCUGAUUUGUUCACAAAGUCAUUGACACCGAAGAAAUUU